Oncorhynchus keta (chum salmon) is the source of this 3231-nucleotide messenger RNA. RefSeq names its product protein FEV. Lineage: Eukaryota; Metazoa; Chordata; Actinopteri; Salmoniformes; Salmonidae. Gene Ontology annotation, biological process: regulation of transcription by RNA polymerase II; cell differentiation. Gene Ontology annotation, cellular component: nucleus. Gene Ontology annotation, molecular function: DNA-binding transcription factor activity, RNA polymerase II-specific; sequence-specific DNA binding. Bases 408 to 1067 code for a protein of 219 amino acids. The transcript is spliced from 3 exons. The record is from RefSeq and is a predicted model, not a curated record.
UUUUCAUACAUGAAAUAGGCCUCUGUGUUUGCAAAGAGGUAAAGAGGCGGAAAAGAGAGGGGAUCUGAACUGGUUUUCCAUGUCAAACACUUCAAUUCUCCAUAGAAACUCUGAUCUUAACGCGGAAACUUUAUUAAACCCUGAUGGUGGAUUGAUAAGACCGAAUUUCUCUCGGAUCUUUUUAUUGUGGAGACCGGGGAGAGAUGACAGAGGCAAAUUGCUCUUUUAAUUAAAGCAAUGCACCAGAGGAAAUUGCUGUCUGAAUAUUGUCUCCGAGAUGGGGUUUGUGACAGUUGCCUGGAAACUUCAAUCUGUCCCACAUUUAUUCCAGAUCACAGUUAUGAGAUAAAGUUUAAUAAAAAUCUUUGCCCGAAUGAAAUCCAACCCUUUCUUGAACAACAGCUACAAUGAGACAGAACUGCGGAGGAAACCUUAUGUUUAACAUGUAUCUCUCAGAUCCAACAGAAAAUCUGUUGAAAGAAAGCAAAGGUGCAUCCUGGAGUCCCAUAAACACAGGAGUGCAAAAAGGCAGUGGACAGAUUCAGCUAUGGCAGUUUCUCCUCGAACUCCUGUCAGACAGCGCCAACAUGUCCUGCAUCGCCUGGGAAGGAACGAAUGGAGAAUUCAAGCUAAUUGAACCAGAUGAGGUGGCCCGGCGAUGGGGCGAGCGCAAAAGCAAGCCCAACAUGAACUACGACAAACUCAGCCGCGCAUUGCGGUACUACUAUGACAAAAACAUAAUGACAAAGGUCCAUGGGAAGCGAUAUGCUUACAAAUUCGACUUUCACGGGUUGGCUCAGGUUUGUCAACCCUCAUCAACAGAGCAAGCUCUUUAUAAAUUCCAGAGUAAUUUUGCCCCCAUUCCCUUUUCGGGGAUUUCAAAGCUAAACCUGGUUGGUCCAGGCGUCGGUUCGUCUGGAUUCUCUUAUUGGCCGGGGUCGCCACCGACUCUCUACCACAGUCACAACCUCCAACCCCCGGGACCGUUUGGUUCUGUCUCUGCCUCGCACAUCAGCUGCGUCAACAACAUCAACAACCUGAAUAAUAUCAAUAACCACUACAAUUGACUCCUAUUAACUCUACCAAUAACGUUGUUAAAAAAGGCCUAAUCAUAAUUCACAAUGGUAGCUGAAGGCGCGCGCCUUUUUAAAUUAGGUCUCUGAAUUAUGAUUUUUCCUCUUGUGGACCAACAUUUUUUUUUAAAGUCCUCAAUAAAUGGGUCUAUGGGAAAAUCAUGAAUCAUUUAUGGAAAGUUUAAAAUUUAAACACGUGCUUUAAAAAAAAAAAAAGAUAUGAAGCCUAUAUCAAACAAAAUCUAGAUUAAGAACCAUUGUCUUGCCUAUUUUUCUCUCGUUGACAAGAUAUUACGAAAACGUUCUCGAACGUUGCUGAUAUAAAUACUACAAAUCGAACAGACGUAAUUUCCUUAUUCUACAUGUCAGAGAUGCAUGUUUUCGCUACCCGGAGGUUGCAAAACGAUGCGUCCUGCUGAACGCAUUCUUGGUGUCUUGUAAGAGAUUGUCUGGCUUCUAGCGCCUCCAGGUGGCUAUUAAUUCGGCAUAUAGAUACUGAUUUGAUCUCAAAUAAGCUUGCAGUGUACUUUUCAAUGUAGAGAUAUUACUGCGACUCUAAAAAUAUUUUGGAGAUACAGAUAUAUCGUCACUUUAAAUAGCCUUCAUUAUGUAGAUGUAGCCUACACAGGCAGUUUACAAUGCAGUGCAGGGACUACUAGAUUACGACAACAAAAGGGGUUGCCUUUUCGUUUUCAUACGUUUUCUUUAUAGCCUAUUUUUACAUUUGACACACAGAUUCGACAUUUUUAUGCACGAAAAAAAAUACAUAUAUUGUUCGAUUAACACUUAAAGCCUCUUAGAAAUGAUCUUUGAAAUUGUAGGCUAAUUUUUCCGAAAAGCUAUAUCCACCAAUUUUUCACAUUUGUGUUUUUCAUCGGAAAUGAUUGAUUAUGGGUACCUUAAUUUAUGUGUAAAAUAGUACUGUUCUCAGAUUUUCUUGUGUAUGAUUAUUAUACUUUUUUUUGCAAAAUGUUAUACAUCCAUUAUUUAGCUGGAAUGUAAUGUUCAUAUCCUGUCAAAUGGAAAAUGUAGGCUAAUUGUUUUAGAUACAGAUCUCAUAUUACUGUAUGAAAAAAAGUUGAUUUAAAAAAUAUGUAUGUUGUGCCCUAAAUGUAUAAUUUGUACAUUUAUUUAUACACAUUUUUGUUACUUGUUACAUUUGACUCUGUAAAACCUAGCAGUACUACCUAUUUCCCUGAGAGUGUGGCGCAUAUGUAGCAUUUUGAAAAACACGUAAUUAUUUGUCUCUGAAAUGAAACCAUCAAGUGAUAGAUUUUAAACAAAUACAUAUCUGUCAUUGAACUACGCCAUGGCAUGAUUAAAUAAGGCGGGGGAAAAAAACACAAACCUCUUUCAUAAUUUGUUUAAACAAUAAAAGCUAAUUUACCAACAUUUCUGAAAAUGGGUAGGUCUAUAUAACGUUUUAGAAUUAAACUCUUCACGUGUACCUAUUCCAUUACAUCUUAUUCGUUCUCAUGUUGUUAGCCUACUGUAGCCUUUAAAAUGAACAUGUUAUUGAAUAAGUCGAGUGUCAUUUGUACAGUGGUUGAUUGUCAUUUGUUAAGGUUUAGGCAUGCAUGCUAUUAGGCCUAUUGUAGCCUAGAUUUGUGACAUUUUGUGAAUUUAUCAUGUUAUUUUAUAUGCAUUUUAUUUUUGCAGAAUUAUCACAGAAUGUAUGAAAAUGUGCACAAGACCAUCAUUAUCCUCAUUAGAAUUUGCAGAUGAUUUUUCCAAGUGCGCAACACGUCUUUCGCUCUCAGCUUGGUUGAGGAUCUUGUGGUCACGUAUGACAGGGGCGCAGCGUCAUACUGUUUCCAUAACAUUUAUAUAACAUUUAAAUGAUCUACAUUUAAAAACAUGACCCACUGUUCCAUGUGCUAUUCUGGUUUGAGGGAGAAACGUUUUGUGUUACUUUAAAUCUAGACAAAAAUGAAGUUGUGCUAUUUCAAAAUAUUUGUUCACCUUUAUUGCUGUGGAUCAGGUCAUUGAACACAUUUACAGUGCCUUCAGAAAGCAUUCACACCCCUUGACUCUUUCCACAUUUUGUUUUGUUACAAAGUAGGAUUAUGAUGGAUUCAAUUGUCAUUUUUUCAUUGUCAAAAAACAACCCAAAAUACUCUGUAAUGUAAAAAAUAAAAAAAUAAAAUGAAAACACUAA